UCUCGCACGUUGCCGACCAUCUCAAUUUUCACCGCCUGAGCUGGAGAUGGAAUCAUCGAGGAUCCCGAGAAUGCGAAUCCCGGUCCAUCUAACACCUCGAGCUCUUCCAACGAUCUCUGGAGACGGCGCAGACAGUCCGGAACAGCGCAGUUGAACCAAGCUUUUUCAGGGUGCUACCUCCGUGCCUCCUCGGUGCAAGCGCAGCCAUUGGCAUUGGGAAUCAGGAGGAAAAUAAGCUUUGCCGCGGACAUCGGCGUGAGGCUGGCGAGACGGCGCCUUUUCUGCGUUUGAGGGGUCCCACAGUGUCGUCAUCACACCAGCUACCAAAGUACCGGCGCUACUGGCAGUUGGCUCAUUGCUGGUUCCUGGCUUGUCGAGAUGAACCGUUUUUGCCCUAUGGUGUUUUCCAGUGAUACGGCAAUUCGUCUACCGGUACACACAUUGGAAGGUCCGCUAUCGUGCCCCCACAAUCAGCACAUUCUCGAGCCGCCACAUGAACACAGGGCUUCUCAGAUACGCCGUUUGCCGCUUCUCAUCUUCUAGAACCUGUGGGAGAGAUGCUUCAUGCGGGGAGGGUGGACCGGCCGGCCAUGAACUCCGUCUGCGACAUGCAGGAGCAAGGACGGCCUAGGGCUUGCAGAGGGGUCCUGGCCUUGACAGCACACCGUGUGAAGAUAGCCCGAAGUCCUUGAGACCCUGCGGCAUUGGGUAAUGGAAGCUAGUGUUUUGGACCGGUGCUGGUUACUCACGAAAUCUGGGGAGAGCUCUUUCCGGGCCGUUGGGUGAAUAGCUGCUCAUCUGAUGAUACUGGCCAGCCAGCAACAGCCAUCGGGAUAACCAUCGGGGUAUUCUCCUCGGUGGCGAUGGGACGUCCCUGCCGGUGUUCCCGCGCCUCAAUUCGUUCACCGAGAUCGGCCGGAGCAUGAACGGCAUGGUAGGGAUGUGCUUGCCGUUGCCUGACUCGAGCUUGGAACUGAGGUUUGACGCUUUCUUUUAAAGUUUCUCUCUUUUCCCUGCUUCCCCAGCAGUUCGGCUCUCCAUCCAAUCCGGAACACAUUUUGGGAACUGGCUUUGUGUCAAUGGUGCUUGUCCUGGUCAUUUUUCUGUUCAACAAUUUUUGACCUGCAUCACUCGUUCAUAAAGUCCAUCUCCCCACGGACUUCGGUUCUUCUCUCUUCACUCUUCACCCAUCCAUCCGCCACUUCGCCAUCCCCACAUCGCCCUACCUGGCACUACCCUGGCCCAUCACGCCACGCUCCUGUCGAAUUUCAACAGCUUCAGCAGGCCGGUCAUUUACCUAGUGUUGGGACGACAGGCUUUUUCAACAUGACGGAAAUCACUCCAAGCACGGGCGUGAGCCUUACCGAGAAGGAGAAGGCCGGUAUCGAGAGAACCGGCUCCGGCCAUGCCUCUUCCAUGGAGGGUGACGUCCGCGCCAACAGGGGCGCCGCCGACUACGACUUUGAGAGACAGAAGCUGGCAGAGGGUGAGGCCGCUUUCCACCAGCUUGGAUGGAAACGCCUGACGGUUGUGCUCAUCGUGACUGCCGUCGCCCUGGGCAGUCUCAGUCUUCCGGCCGCCUUCGCAUCACUGGGCAUGAUCCUCGGCGUCAUCAUUUCUGUCAGCAUGGGUCUUUUGGCCAUGUACUGCAGUUAUGUCGUCGGUCAGGUCAAGGUCAAGUACCCCCACAUCGCCCACUACACCGACGCCGGCAGAAUGAUGUUUGGCAAGUGGGGGUACAUUAUCAUGACGUUCAUGUUCGUCCUGCAGCUCACCUUCACCACCGCCUCCCACGUUUUGACGGGAGCUAUCAUGUUUGGCAACCUGACCGACAAUGGCGCCUGCACCGUCGUCUUUGCCGUCGUCUCGGGCAUUCUCCUGUUCCUCCUGGCCAUCCCGCCCACCUUCUCCGAAAUGGCCCUUCUCGGAUACGUCGAUUUCGUCUCCAUCAUUGGUGCCAUCGGUCUGGUCUGCCUACCCCAAGGAGGGCUUGACGCUGCACGAGGGCUUCAUUGCGGUCACCAACAUUGUGUUCGCAUACAGCUACUCACUUUGCCAGUUCAGCUUCAUGGACGAGAUGCACACUCCAGCCGACUAUCCCCGCGCCAUCUUCUCUCUCGGCAUCUUCGAGAUCUUCCUCUACACCAUCACCGGCGCCCUCGUGUUCGCCUUUGUUGGUCACGAUGUCCAGGCCCCUGCUCUCCUCUCGGCUGGUCCCACCAUGUCCAAGGUUGCCUUUGGUGUCGCCCUGCCCGUUAUCUACAUCUCUGGCAGCAUCAACACCGUUGUCUGCGCCCGUUACAUCCAUGGCAAAUGGUUCAAGGACUCGGUUAUCCGCUACGUCAACACCCCCAUGGGUUGGAUCACCUGGAUUGGUGUCGAUGCCGCCAUCACAAUCGUCGCCUUUGUCGUUGCCGAGGCCAUUCCCUUCUUCUCGCCCCUGUUGGCCAUCUGCGCUGCCAUCUUCCUGUCUGGCUUCACAUUCUACUUCCCGGCCAUCAUGUGGUUCAUGUUCAUCAAGGAGGGCAAGUGGACGCCAUGGAACAUCAUGCUGGGUGCGCUCAACGUGGUGGCUUUCGUUGUGGGCAUGGUCAUUCUCGGGCUCGGCACCUACUCGGCUGUCAAGGACAUCACAAUCCGCUACGAGACGGGUGCCGUUGGUACUUCUUUCGGCUGCGCUCCACUCGCCUGAGCUGAGCAUUUCAACGGUGUUUGGGGGGGAAAUCGGUUUGGAGUUUUUGGCAUUUUCCUUUUACAACAUCAAACAUUUCCUUCAUAACUCAUAACUGGUAAUGUCUUCUUUGGAGUAUUCAUGAGGGUUUCAUGGCCAAAAAGGAUCGGGCAUGGGCAUGGUCAUUGGAGGGGUUUAUGGUGGGCAUUUUUCUUAGUGUUGGACUUUGGGUCGGAAGCGGCGUUUUUCUUUUUCUUCUCUUGUGGGAAGGGGGUAUUUCUUUUGUGUUAUCAAGCGUUGCUUUUGUUGCGCGCGACUGGAUACCAACGAGUUUUUAAAGUAGACGUAGGGGAGUAAUGAUACCUGAUAUGUGUCAA
Podospora pseudopauciseta is the source of this 3048-nucleotide messenger RNA. RefSeq lists its product as uncharacterized. Gene Ontology annotation, molecular function: L-amino acid transmembrane transporter activity. The record is from RefSeq and is a predicted model, not a curated record. Bases 1327 to 2697 code for a protein of 456 amino acids. NCBI's taxonomy places the organism in Eukaryota, Fungi, Ascomycota, Sordariomycetes, Sordariales, Podosporaceae. The transcript has 2 exons. Gene Ontology annotation, biological process: amino acid transmembrane transport.